GGCACAAACACUUAAAAAUAAUCAGACGGUUCUCGUAUCUCCUUGAUUACACACCGUUGGAUCGAUGACUGAGGAAGAUAAAACGAAACAGAGAGAGAAUAAGCGUUUUGUUUUGUCAUAUUUUGUGUUUUGUCAUAUUUUGUGUGACAUUUACAAAAAGCGAUCGAGUGAGUGAAGCGACAGCUUCGGAUUAUCCGUCUUAUCGGAAUGUGGAAACUUUGAGAAAAUACAAGAACAACUCAUAGAGAGACACACAAGAGACGUUUUUUUUUUUAUCUCUUUUCUCUAUUUGAAAUCUCUGAAUAGCUUCUGUGUUUUUCGAUGAUUUGUACUGUGUACGUUUUUUUAUCUUCUUCUACUUCUUCUUCUUGUGUCAGUUACAUAUCAAUGUUUGAUUUGAUUGAAGAACAGUGACUCCAUUAAUGAAGCUUUCCUUAUAGUAAAUGCUUUUUUCGAAAAAAAUCAACGAUCUACAUUUUUUUUUUUUGUAUUCACGGGUUGAAUGUACAAACAUUAAUAAUAAUAAAAAAUAAUUUCUUCUUUAAGUCUUCUUUUUUUUCUUUUGGCUUUAUUUGUCUCAUCUCUUUUAUUUCACGAAGAACCUGAUUCUUCGAGACACGAGAAACGAUUUUAUAACUUUUCUCUCUUUUUUCUUUUCCUCUUCUUUAACGUCUUUUUACUUUUCUCUCUUUUCUCUUCUUCUUUUGUGUAUCUAUCUAACAAUCAAAGUGUGUGAAAAUCGUAAGAGACCUUUUUUUGUUUUGCAGAGAGAUGUUGAAGAAGUGAGUUUUUUUUUGUUCUUCUCUAUUAGUCCUUCUUCACCUCUUGCUUGAGUGGUGAGAAAAAAAGAAGAUGGAAAUGGGUCGUCGAGAUUUGAUGAGACGUGGAACAACCAAUCGAUUUUCCAAUAAACAACAAUCUGGAUCUGGGUUUUCUACAAAAUCUAAGAAAGGAAUGCUGAAGAAACUUGGUUUUGCUGAUGAGAAACUGAAACAAGAGAUGAGCUACGAUACUCUUCCUUCUCCAGAUUUAGAAAACGAGGUUUCUAAGAAGAAAUCUAAGCUUCCAAAAAAGAAUUUGAAAGACACUAAUGGUGUGGAUCAUGCCUCUGUACCACGGAAGCUUCGUUCAGCCAUGAAGAAGCGGAAUCUUGAAUCUGUUUCUAAGCUAUCCUCUGUUUCAAAGAGACUUAACCGGUUUAAAACCGGAACUGAAUCUUCGGUUAAGAAGGAGAGUCAAGAAAUGGAAGCAAAAGCUAUCGUUACUGAGUCGAUGAUGAUUUCGAAAGAUGAGAAAGAAGUUGCAGAGACUUUAUAUGGUUUAGCUGGAAUGUUUACUGAGACUGACUCUCUUGGUAAGAAGACUAGUAAUGAGAAAGAAACCAGCAAAGUUGUUGACUCAAUUUUGGUUGUGGAAGAUGACUAUACAAAAACCGAAUCGCUUACACCGGUGGUUUCAGUUCUCUCUUCAGCCAAAACUAAGCAGAUUGAUGCAAUGCCAUUAGAGCAAUCUGAUAAACAGUUCAACACAACAGGAAUGGUUGAUUUCAUUGAUAGAUUGAAGCAAAGCAGCUCAGUGAAAGUGACUGAUGCACAUGCAAGAGUCAAUGAAACAAAGGUUACAACAAGCAACGGUCUUGCUCUGUGGCCUGGCCUUUCUUCAACAACUGUUCAUUCAGGAGCUCAAGUUCUUUCAAAGCCAUCUUCAACAAAGCUUCCACCGUGGAUGGGUCAAGCUGUUUCUCCUUCCAAUACUGCUUCACUCUUGAACUGUGAACCAUUAAGAGUCCAGCCGAGAAAGUUGAAGAGAUGUGCCUCUCAUAUAUACAUUUCCCGUCUCAUUAAAGUAUUACAGACCAGUAAGAGUAGUCUCGCAACACUUAACCAAAACGAGCAAAGAUAUUCAGAAAUGUCAGAACGCAGACUCCCUGAUUCAGUGAUAACCAUUAAUGACUUUAAAGCAAUAGUUUCUCCACCUAAGAGGUAUCAAAACCCGCAUCUGCUCGAUAUGCACCGGGCACAUAACCCAAAACCCGUGCAAGAAGACAUGACUAAGCUUGCUCUCGAGCUCUAUGGUCCACACACUUCACAGAAACAAAGCUUUGAUUUCCUAAGUCUCUCAUCUGCUGGAGCAGCACAAUCUCAUUUCCCACUUCCAAACUCAUUUCCACAGUAUCAAAUCUCUGCAGCUUACAAUAGCCAGCUCUCACCUGCUACUUCUAGCCAUCAGGUGCAGCAGCUUUCUCCUUAUCUAGCCAGUCGGUUCCAGACCGCUUACAACGCAAACCAGCAGCAGCAACAACAGCUUCAAAAAAGGCUAUGGGCUGCUCAGUACAGACCAACAAAUGGAAACACCAUGCAGUCGAACCAAUACAGUAAACCAAACCUCUCCUUAAACCUGACUAGUAUUCAACAACCUCUCCAGGUUUCUUCCUCCCCAAGGUACAACCACAAUGUAUCUCAACAACAACAUCGUCUCAUGACUGCUGCUGCAGCAAUGUCAAUGAGCCAUCAACAUAAUAAUCCAUCACGGGCGGUGAUGAAUAGACAAGAACACCAUUUCCCACUUAUAUAUGAAGAUACAAGGACACCGUUGCAACUACUCUGCAAUGAGCAAUCGUGAAGCUGCCUGUUUGCUUUAUAGUUAAAUAGUUCUAAGGAUUUUACAGAUAGUUGAGAAAAAAACAGAGAUCUUCGCCGGAAUUUGAGAUUCUAGAUGGUGAUGAAAAUCCGAUGAACAAGGAUUGUGAGUGAGAGAUGAUUGAUCACACUUGUUUGAGAAAACCCUAUAAAAAUGUCUUUUAAUGUAAAUGAUCCACGAGUUCUCAAAAGAGGCAAAUUUUGUCGAGGACUCUGUUAUCUGAAGUGAGAGACAGUCACAGAAAAGAAAAAGAUGAUAGGUUUUUUUCGAAUCUCUUUCCAAGUAUAUUUUAAAAGCAGCAUUUGAGUUUCUUGUGCAGCAAGCGAAUUGAAACUCGUAGGAUUAUAA
Molecule: messenger RNA, 2988 nt
Organism: Arabidopsis thaliana (thale cress)
Lineage: Eukaryota; Viridiplantae; Streptophyta; Magnoliopsida; Brassicales; Brassicaceae
Exons: 11
Coding region: 853-2622 (589 amino acids)
Source: RefSeq, marked reviewed